AUGGCCGCUAACAAGGAAUUCGCUCUCCUGUGUCUGGAGAACCCCCUGCUUGAUAUCCAAGCCGUUGGUGACAAGGCUCUUCUCGACAAGUACGGCCUCAAGGACAACGAUGCCAUCCUGGCCGAGGAGAAGCACGCCCCGCUCUACGAGGACCUGCUGAACAACUACGACGCCAAGCUGAUUGCUGGAGGUGCCGCCCAGAACACCGCCCGUGGUGCUCAGUACAUCCUGCCCCCCAACAGCGUCGUCUACCUCGGCGGUGUCGGUGAUGACAAGUACGCCGCCACCCUCCGUGACGCCGUCAAGCAGGUCGGCCUCCGCGUCGAGUACCGUGUCGACCCCAAGAUCCCCACGGGACGAUGCGGUGUUGUCAUCACUGGACACAACCGCAGUCUCUGCACCGACCUGGGUGCCGCCAACCACUAUGACCUUGAGCACUUGAAGAGGGAAGACAUAUGGGCUCUGGUCAAGGGUGCUCAGUUCUACUACGUCGGUGGAUACCACUUCACUGUCUGCCCGGCCGCCAUCCAGACCCUCGGAGAGGAGGCCGCUGCCAACGACAAGGUCUUUGUCGUCAACGUCUCGGCUCCCUUCAUUGCCCAGUUCUUCAAGGACCCUCUCGACGAGUCGUCCAAGUACUGGGACUACGUCAUUUGCAACGAGACCGAGGCCGCCGCCUAUGCUGAGUCUCACAACCUCAACGUUGCCGCGACCGACAUUGCCGCCAUUGCCAAGCACCUCGCCAACCUGCCCAAGGCAAACACCAAGCGCCCCCGUGUCGCUGUCAUCACCCACGGAACCGAGCCCACCGUGGUCGCCCAGCAGGGCGUCGACGAGGUCAAGUCCUACCCUGUCCACGCCAUCAGCAAGGAGCAGAUCAACGACACCAACGGUGCCGGUGAUGCCUUUGCCGGUGGUUUCGUCGCCGGUCUCGUCCAGGGCAAGACCCUGGACGAGGCUGUUGACUUGGGUCAGUGGUUGGCUCGUCUCAGCAUCCAGGAGCUGGGUCCUUCUUACCCCUUCCCCAAGCAGACCUACGCCAAGGCAUAA
Pestalotiopsis fici W106-1 is the source of this 1050-nucleotide messenger RNA. RefSeq lists its product as uncharacterized. Lineage: Eukaryota; Fungi; Ascomycota; Sordariomycetes; Amphisphaeriales; Sporocadaceae. The record is from RefSeq and is a predicted model, not a curated record. The transcript is spliced from 4 exons. The coding region runs from base 1 to 1050 and encodes 349 amino acids. Gene Ontology annotation, cellular component: cytosol; nucleus. Gene Ontology annotation, biological process: purine ribonucleoside salvage. Gene Ontology annotation, molecular function: adenosine kinase activity.